Stegodyphus dumicola is the source of this 1131-nucleotide messenger RNA. RefSeq names its product UPF0764 protein C16orf89 homolog. The record is from RefSeq and is a predicted model, not a curated record. Lineage: Eukaryota; Metazoa; Arthropoda; Arachnida; Araneae; Eresidae. Gene Ontology annotation, cellular component: cytosol; membrane.
AGAGUGCUGGCGUUAAUUCUGUUUCUAUUCUAUUCGGUGUUAGCAGUUAGUGAAGAAAAAGAUUUAUUAGGUGAUGUGAUGAAUGCACUGUUUCGCGGUUUACAGUACAUGGAAGAUCACGUCUCAGAAAUAAAUUUAGAUGGAGCAUUUGGCUGCAGGCUUAUUGAGGAGCAACUUCGAGCUUUUCUAGACUUCAGUCCUAAAAUUUUUCGGAUCCAAGGUGAAUACUUUCGUUCUGAAGUAGAGCUGUUACAAAAGAAAGCCGAGGAUGUUGCUGAUAGAGCCGUUAAUCAUGUACGACUGAAUGAUCCUCAUUAUUAUUUUACUACAGGUGGACUGCUGAAGAAAAGUGAAAAACUCAUUUGGUACCAAAGCAGAAUUACCAAUUCUGCCCUAAAGGAGGAUCCAUUGCCUUGUAAUUCUUCGAUAUUUAAUGAAUCAGAAUCAGAUUUUUGUCUGAAAGAGGUGACUGAAUCUCGACCGUUUCACUGUAAAAUCAGCCCCAGAUGCCUACAUAUGAUGACAACACCUGGACAUAGCGGUUACUAUAUAACUCAUCAAGUACUGUAUCUGGAAAUAUUAGAAAAGAAAAACUGCUUAGAUAACAAGACAAUUCAACUGUUGGAACCUAUACAAACUAAAUUCUGCACCAACAUUAUGAGAGAUGCUGAGGAAAUUUCCAAGAAUAAUUUUCCAUUAAGUCAUCAAGACCUCUUUAUGGAACAAAUUGGUCUGUGCGGCCUGUGGGGAUUUAAAGACUUCUACAAACGAAAAUGGGUGGAAAAUAUUCUAGAGUGGCAGAGUCUUUCAGGCUGCUAUGAUCGUCAAGCUCGCUGGUUUUGUUCAGACAACCACACACAGACUAAAUUAAGAUUUAAAAGAAGGGAACAACUACUGAAAGAUGGUUGCUUCUCUCAUAAAACUGCAGUAGCACUACUUGCACUUAGUGUUAUCAUACGAUUUAAUGCAGAAGAAAUUUCAACCAUACAUGCAUAAACAAAAGCAUGGAACUAUUGCUCAUAUUUUAUGACUUGUUGCCUGUAUGUUUGUGAUCACUGAAGCUCUAAAAAUUAAUUCUGAAAUUAUGUCUGCAAUUAAAAAAUUUAAAGGAAUAAUAACUUUUUUCUUUGG